AUGAAUCCACCUCAUGACUUUCUCCCUUUCUCUCCCCAGCAGAGGGCGCGUCGACCCCUUCGGAGCAGCGUCCCCGAAGAUUGCAGAAGCAGCGAAUUGCACGUGACCCCUGAGCAACCUGCAUGGGUCGUCUCGCCAGGUCACGCCGUAUCAGGGGUCACCGACGGGUCACAGCAGAUUUGCAAGUGGACAGUUAAGGCUCCUCCCGGUCACGGCGUAGUCAUCGAGGUAGCGGACCUGCGCCUGCGUCGGUCGAGGCGCUGUGCCGCCAGUCGCGUCCUGGUGCAAGCCGGACUCUCGGCUCAACAGGCCAGACUCAGGCCGCUGGUCAGGUUUUGCGGAAGAGGCCCGAAGAACCCGCUCUGGAAGACGACUUUUUCAGAAGUGAACAUCGAAUACAAGAGCAACGGCGCCACGAGGAAGAAGUCGGAAGUCAAAAGCAAGAGCGCAUCGAAAUCCCCUUCGCAAAAACUCGUGACUUACGAGGACAGACCUUCGGCAAAUUCGGCGAGAGGAGGUCGUCCUUCUUCUUCUUCAUCGUCGGGGUCGUCGCCGUCAUCGUCGUCGUCGUCGUCGUCGUCAACGCCGUCGCCUUCCUCACACCUCACAAGAGCCGAGAAGAUCGCCCGCAUCAAAGCUCUCCAGAGGCUUUACAACCUUCGUUCGUCCGACCGGAAGGCCUCUCCAUCGGUGCGAUACCAGCCUGAGUCGCAAAGGAGACAUCAGUAUUACAGUUACCAACAGAAUACCAACAGCAGGCGCUUCUACAGGCACUCGAACGGCACUGGGGACGGUGGCGUGUACGACCCCACGAACGACACCAUAGUAAUCGACGGCGACGACUUUGUGUACGACGAGGAGAGCCAUGCCUUCGGGGCGAUCACAGGGACCUCCGCAGCCGCGCCGUCGGUCCGGCUCUUCAGCGUCGGGGAACCGACGUGGAUCAGCAACGACUUCAUCCUACACGACGGGAUGAACGUGACCGAGUUGGAGAUGGAGGAGGAGGACGAGAUGGCAGAGAGCCCGAGAAAGACCCAUAAACGGAAGAAUAAGAAGAACAAGAAGAAAGCCAAACGCAAGAAGCAAGGCAAGAAACAGAGGGCGAAGGAGGACCCUCUGGAAGACGAAGACGGGUCUUUGGAGAGGAUUCCGAGGUCAGCCUGGUCGCCCUCGAGCAGCAGCUAUCGAGGGAGCUCCCGACGCAGUUACCACCGCACCAGGUACUACACGGUGAGUCAAAGGCGUCCUUCGCGGAGGAAGCAGUACCGGGUCACCAUCUCGCGCCACAACCCGCCGGCCCGAGCCCCUUCCCACGUCAAGCCCGAGCGCGAACCGGUCACCAGUUCGCCCCAGUCGCGCGGACACAACGAAAUCAUCCCCCGCAAGCCGUCGAAACACGUGCCGGAGAGCUCCAAAGAGGUCUACUAUCCUUCCAAGACGUUCGGCUUCUUGGACCCGAAGCCUGCGAAGCCCGAGGCUGAAGAGGCACCGGCGACGCCCUCCUCAGGCCACGACAAGCGAGAGCUCUUUGUGCUGAAGGUUCGCUCUUUCAAAAGCCAUUGCGGAGGGGAAAUCACAGCCGAUCGCGGGCGUUUCACCAGCCCUGGAUACCCGCAGAAAACUGGUGGCAAAAAUUCUUGCUUCUGGAGAUUCAAAACUCCUCCCGGAAGUCACUGGAAACUGCAAUGCACGCACUUCCGCAUUCGGAAAUCUCGAAAUUGCAUGCGGGACCACCUUGCAAUCCGUAUAAAUGACGCCGACUGGACGAGGUAUUGUGGUCGAGAAGGCCCGAGUGUGGCACUGACCUCCUCGCACGCAGCAUAUGUCGACGUCGUCCUCAACACCUUCAGGAACGACUCAGCGAGAACCAUCUGUUCUUGGGAGUCUAGAUACCUUGGAGGAGCACAAAACCACUACGGGUAUCGGCGUUACUGGAGCUACAACCUCACCCGCAUAACCACGCCACCACCAACAACCACAACCACCACCACCACCACAACCACUCCGCCGCCCUCGCUCGCGUACCACCAGACAUGGAGUUGCCACGAUUACCGAAAGCUCACUUCGGACCACACGAUGUGCCGCUCCACCCCGCCCACCUGCUCCGUCUACCUCGAGGGCGUGACGAGCGGCGAAAGGGCGUUCAUCCUCGACGCCCACAACAAGUACAGGGCCAUUGUAGCUCGAGGGGAGGAGAGCGAGGGGCUUCCAGGGCCUCAGUACUCGGCGUCGGACAUGCGGCAGCUGGUGUGGAACGAGGAGCUGGCGCAGGUGGCUCAGGCGUGGGCGUCCGCUUGCCCGGAUUACCACGACUGCCAAGACUGCAGGCGGGUUCUGUCCAGGGAUUACUACGUUGGCCAAAAUAUUUUCUAUGAAUGGAGUAGUAGUAACGGCGGCUCAGUGUGGGAAACAGCGGUCAGACUCUGGUAUGAGGAAGUCAAGUAUGUGCCCAACUACCUCACGAAAAGUUUCCGGAUGAUGGACCACGCCGUGAUAGGCCACUACACGCAGCUGGUGUGGGCGGAGACGAGGGAGGUCGGGUGCGGGGCGACCUACCACGACUGCUCCAAGGUCUUCAAAGGAAGGAUGUGGAAGUUGAAAUGCAAGAUCUACGUGUGCAACUAUGGGCCUACAGGUAACUACGUCAGAAAACCAAUGUACAGCAUAGGGCCUCCAGCGUCAGCAUGUCCUCCUGAUACUCGGCCGUCCAUACAAUAUCCUGGUCUUUGCACUCUUCGCUGACAAACAGUUUAGCUACUUUUCCUCUGUUCAUAUUGACGUAAACUCGGGAUAUCUGUUCUCUGUGCUAAUUAAUAAUGCCUGUGAAUGAGGUAAUGUAAACAAGCAUUCGAGCUCUGAGUUACACCGAAAUGUAUAAAUAUAGGACGUUUUCUUCGGUCGAUCCAGUGUUAAUAUAUUCUACACGAGGAAGACAAGAACUACUGUGUGCUAUAGCUUGAAGGAUCUCCUGUCCUUCCUACCAGUGUAAAAGAGGUGUGUAUAUUAUAUACUCCAAACCAGGGUUAUACAAGGUCUCUAUAAUGAUACAUGUGAUGCUCCACUUGUGCUUUCAGAUGUGCCUUUACUGUGUUCUCCACGUUUAGCAAAGAAGGUAGAGUGAGAAGGAUGCAACUUGAAAAAAUAUAUAUAUAAACGAGUAAAUUAAAGUCUAGUUUGUGUGUUUUUUAAAGUUAUUUUUUCUAACAAAGGUGUGAUUCCAUGUGUGUGAUUUGCAGUGAAAAAGAUGCCCACCAUAAUAAAAAAGGUCUGUUUAGUGUUAAAUCUGAUCCAUAUGUUUCUAAAAAGAAGCAAGAUGGAAUUCAAUUCUCACUAAAGCAAAGUAUUUUCCUUAAGACUUAAAUUUCUUAAUGUUACAACAAAGUGCCAUAAAAAUUAUUUUCGUGUCCAUAGGACAAGUAUCACAUUGAAAACGUUUUACUAUGACGUAAGUUUGUUUUAUGUCGAAUUGGCUGUGACCUGUGUGGAACAGAAGACAUUAACUGAACACACACACACAC
Penaeus chinensis is the source of this 3518-nucleotide messenger RNA. RefSeq lists its product as uncharacterized. Gene Ontology annotation, cellular component: extracellular region. Bases 1 to 2742 code for a protein of 913 amino acids. The transcript is spliced from 12 exons. The record is from RefSeq and is a predicted model, not a curated record. Lineage: Eukaryota; Metazoa; Arthropoda; Malacostraca; Decapoda; Penaeidae.